Messenger RNA from Ramularia collo-cygni, 1983 nucleotides. RefSeq lists its product as uncharacterized. Lineage: Eukaryota; Fungi; Ascomycota; Dothideomycetes; Mycosphaerellales; Mycosphaerellaceae. Bases 1 to 1983 code for a protein of 660 amino acids. The record is from RefSeq and is a predicted model, not a curated record. The transcript has a single exon.
AUGCAGUCAAGUCCGCCGACGCGUGCUCAUUUGCCGGCAACAUCUCCAACGGCAUCGGAAUACUCACUCGAUCUGAAUGCGCUAGGUAGCGACGGCGAUACAGACACGUCCAUUCCCAAACCGCGUAUGGAUCGCGUCUUUUCGGAAGACAUUGAUGGACCCAGCGACUUUACCCAGAACAUGGACAUGUGGAUGCGCGGCGGCAGUCUGAGGAAGAAAGCAAAUGCAAACCCGGGCUCGCAAGCGCAAACGCAGACGCAAACGAUCAACACGCAGGAAGAUGUUGGUGAAACUCGUGAGCAACAUGAAGAGGAUCAAUAUGGCGAUGGCGAAGGCGAUGGUGAUGGCGAUGAUCAGAGCCAGCAAAGCUUGCUGCAUGUGCCCGCGAACAGCCACGAGGAAGAGAAAGCAAGUGCGGGCAAUCAUACCCCAGAGAACACCCCGCCAAAGGUGUCUGGCAUGGAGAACGACGAGCACCAGUUCAGCUCCGAGUGGCACACAUAUGGGAGUGCGUCUACGCCAGUCCCGCCUGUACACAAACAGUUCCUUCAGCCGACGGUCGAGGAUCACCACAGCGAACUCACACCUGCCCGCCAUACUCCAGGCCAUACCGUGCGCGGUAGGCCCACGCGCUCUUUCCACGAUAUGCAGAGACGUUCAAGUCUUAGAGAGGAGGAGUCUACACCAGGCCGCGCAUCGAGUCCAACGUUCUCGCCCGUGCGGUCUCCAGUCGUGCAACGCCGAACCUCUGGCCAGACAAUUGUCAAUGACCAGGAACGUGACAACCUUGAAUCGCAGCUGAGACAGCUGCACGCGAAGUGUGAACAGCUGGAGCAGCUCAACAGUGCACUCAAGAAUGCACUCGACGAGGAAUCCCGCAUCAGGCGACAAGAAAGGGCGGAGUUCGAUGCGCACAUGAAAGAGGCCGCUCGUCGGGAGCGGGAUCUCACGGAGAUGAAGGAGGCAGCUUACCAACACAAUGAUGAUUUCCGACGACAAUUUGGGGAGAUGAAUGAGAAGCUCCACACGACGACGGAGAAGUCGGAAGAGCAGGCAAAACUUGCCAGGACGGGAGCACAAGAGAUGGUUCACAAGCAUGCUGCUGAAGUUGAAAGGCUGAAAGGGCUCUUGUCUCGCCAGACCUUACAACACAAACAGGAACUCCAAUCUCUGAAACAGGACCUGGAAUUGGCUCGUCGCAACACGAACAAUGCCGAGGCUACGAGCCGGGUGCACAAAGAAGAUCUCAAUACGCAGCGAGAGGAUCAUGAUCUCGAGCUGGAGCGGAUGCAGGCUGAAUUGCAGAAUGAGCGUGAUGAUGAAGGUGUUGUCUCGGAAUUAGAGCGUCUCCUCAAAACUGCGAAUGAUGACAUACGACGCUUAACWGAGGCUAGUGGCAAGAUGAAGGAGGAAGUUGAGAAUUUGAGGGAUGCAUUGGCCAAAGUCAAGCGAGGUCACGAUGAGGAGGCGACCAGAAUGGCUGCUGAGAGGACAAGAGCGGUCGAUCUCGCUGCAGGUCUCCAGCGGCAGGUGCAGGACCUCAAGACCCAAUUCAAGGACGUGCAUGCUGGCCACGGAGAAGAGGUUCAGAAAAUGAAGGCGGCGCAUGGCCUGGGCAAUGAAACCUCCUCACAGGAACUGGAGGUUGUGAGGCGCGAGCUGGACGCAAAACAAACCGAGCUGAACGAGGCCAUUCUCGAGAGGGACGAUGCUGUGGAUGAGCUUGAAUCGUCAAAGGCCGAACAGGAAGAGUUGAGGAAUCAGCUUGAAGAGCUCGAGGCUUUGAACAUCGAGCUGGAUGCGAGAGUCUCGGAAACCGUGCGAAGAAGAGAAGAAGUCUGGCGUAAGAAGCUUGAGAAGGCGGAUGAAGAACGCAAGGUCAUGGUCAAGACGCUGUUGCACCAGUGGGGACGUGAGGAGUUGGGCAAGGAGUCACCGCAGAGAUAUGCGUAUAAGCAUACGUCCAGUCCGGCGAAAGGUUAA